AUGGCAAAAGAGGAUGAAAACUCGGUCCUCUCCAGGUCUUAUUCGCGAAACAAGACAAAGUUGUCACAUUCGAAGUAUUUUAUGCAUUUCUAUGUUUGUUUUUGCACUGACUUACGUUCCAGUCGUCAGCAAUGGGCUGAAUCAAAACUCCUUGAAGAGGAAGUUGCGAGACGCUUGGAAAGAUACCUUGAAGCAGAAUUAGCUGUUCUUUUGAAGGAUCGAGAAGUGGAAUUUAAUGCUGAGGUUGAGAGGCGUGUCGCCAUCGAGCGUGAGGCUUUGGAAAAAAGGCGAAAAGAGGAGGCUGAAAGGAAGGCUCGAGAAGAGGAGGAGGAAAAGCGCCGAAAGGAGGAGGAAGAACGUCAAUUAAAGGAACUCAAUGAACGGUUGGCUCGUCAACGCGAAGAGGAGCUUAGCGAAUUGCGCCGUAAAGAGGUGAAGUCACUCUCGUUUCUCCAUACCGAAGAAAUACGUCAAAAGCAGUAUGAGGAAGAAUUGAGAAAGCUGGAAGAAAAGCAGCGUUUAGAGGCGGAAGAACAACGGAGGAUUAAAAAGGAGCAGGAGAUUAUCCUUAAUCGGAAACGGGUUCGUCCAAAGCUAAGUUUUACCUUAAAGAAAUAA
This is a messenger RNA of Hydatigera taeniaeformis, 618 nucleotides long. NCBI's taxonomy places the organism in Eukaryota, Metazoa, Platyhelminthes, Cestoda, Cyclophyllidea, Taeniidae. The record is from the annotation of a GenBank genome assembly.